Messenger RNA from Rhizophagus irregularis DAOM 181602=DAOM 197198, 499 nucleotides. The record is from RefSeq and is a predicted model, not a curated record. NCBI's taxonomy places the organism in Eukaryota, Fungi, Glomeromycota, Glomeromycetes, Glomerales, Glomeraceae.
AGCUUUUACAAGCAUAAUAUUUCAUAAGGAUUUGUUUCAAAUUAUUAAAUAAACCAUGAAGGCUUCUCUUGUUAUCAUUAAAAAUUUUUAUAUUCUUUAUUUGGCUGCAUGUAUUGGUACAGCAUGGAUUUUACCAUAUGAAGUCAGUGGAGACGGUGAAGAUGCUACUAUUUCUUACGGCUUAGGCAUUUCUGGGUUUUCUGCUUUAUCUAGUAUAUUUUUUAGUUUUAUCAUGGGGGCUAGGUACCGUGUUCCAACUUUAAAUCUUGGUGAAAUCCCUUUUAAUUGUAAUUAUAAUUAUUAUUUGCCAGAGAAUGUUAAAAUUGCAUGUAAAGCAAGAUUUAUAAGUUGUACUUUAGGUUUUUCUUUAUAUGCAACUCCCUUGGUUACUUUAUUAAUCUUUCUUUUAUAUAAGCGGUUUUCUAAAUUAUUUUCUAAAUUAUUUGACUUAAUUGAGAGAAUUUCAUAUAAUUUACAAAAAUAUUUGUUUGUCUUGUGA